This is a messenger RNA of Manihot esculenta (cassava), 348 nucleotides long. RefSeq names its product cyclin-dependent protein kinase inhibitor SMR5. The transcript has a single exon. Gene Ontology annotation, biological process: regulation of DNA endoreduplication. NCBI's taxonomy places the organism in Eukaryota, Viridiplantae, Streptophyta, Magnoliopsida, Malpighiales, Euphorbiaceae. The record is from RefSeq and is a predicted model, not a curated record. Bases 1 to 348 code for a protein of 115 amino acids.
AUGUCGGAAGAUCACAAAAACAAGCAAAUUCCACCAACCCUCGAAGGAUCUGCAGCAUCACAAGGUCUCAAGCAAGACGAAGAUGGGGACGCAAUCAUGGCUGCCGCUGAUGAAGAAGGAUGCACAACGCCAACUUCAAGUGAUCACAAGAUACCAACUUUUCGAAGCUGCCCACCAACUCCAAGAAAAAAACUUCAGAAACUGUUCUUGCGCAAGAGGAAAUUGGUUGAUGAGAUGAAUUUCUUUGAAGCUUCUCAUAGAGAUGAGGUGGAGGCUUUCUUUAGAUCAAACUUUGAGCUUGCUAAAGUUGAAUCUCGUCCCAUGAAGAGAAGAUGCAGAAGUUUUUGA